This is a messenger RNA of Cadophora gregata, 1440 nucleotides long. RefSeq lists its product as uncharacterized. Gene Ontology annotation, cellular component: plasma membrane; cytosol; cytoplasm. The transcript has 2 exons. Bases 1 to 1440 code for a protein of 479 amino acids. Gene Ontology annotation, molecular function: ubiquitin protein ligase binding; protein-macromolecule adaptor activity. Gene Ontology annotation, biological process: ubiquitin-dependent endocytosis. The record is from RefSeq and is a predicted model, not a curated record. Lineage: Eukaryota; Fungi; Ascomycota; Leotiomycetes; Helotiales; Ploettnerulaceae.
AUGCCGCACCGGGUUACCGCUGGAGUCGCAACCUUUUUUCGCUCCCACACCAACUCUUUCGAUAUCUCAACAGAUCUGAAGAAAGGUCCAAAAUCCUCCAAGCGGUCGAGUAGCAGACCUUCACUUUCAACCCGAUCUCCUUCAUCCUCAGGAUCCUCGCUACAUUCAGAGGACAACAGCGUUAAGAUGCCGACUAAACGCCUCUCUUUGGGCCUUCACUCCCCAAAGACUUCUCUUACCAAGAUUCCACAACAUCACAAUGCCUCUCUCGAUGUUCUCAUCGAAUCCCCUCCUUUGGUGUUCUACGGUGCUGCAGCAGCGAGUUCCGGCGCAUUACUUUCCGGCCAACUACUUCUGAACAUCAAUGAGGACUUUGUGUCGUUGGACGACUUUAAAAUGAAGCUGGCAAUCGAAGUCACAAGAAAGAAGCCCUUCCACGCUCACUGCGAAGAGUGUGCACACCAGAACACCGAAUUGCAAAAUUGGAAGUUUAUGGAGGGACCAGCGACUCUGCGACGAGGCGAACACACAUUCCCAUUCAGCUUUCUUUUGCCGGGGCACUUGCCAGCGACUAUGAAAGGCUCCCUCUCUAUAAUCGACUAUGUCCUCCGAGCAACGGUCACCCCCAAGAAUGGCGAGCCGAUCAACCUCAAGAAAUCCCUCGAUGUAAAGCGCGCGAUCUGCCCCGCCGAGACACCCCGCAGAUCCAUCCGUAUCUUCCCUCCAACGAACCUCACCGCGAACUGCGAGCUCCCGUCUGUCAUCCACCCAAUCGGCGAGACCACUGUAUCAAUGCGAAUCGAUGGAUCCGUGAAGAGGAAUGCAGACACAAAGACACAGACACAAUGGAAGUUAAAGAGGCUGAACUGGCGGUUAGAUGAGACACAGAAGGUUAUCUCGCCUGCAUGCCCAAAGCACGCUCUGAAGGCCGGCAACGACGAGUCAAAGAAGGGAAUCGCACACCAGGAUAUCCGCACAAUUGGACAGGAAGAAUUGAAGACAGGAUGGAAGGCAGACUACAGCACGCCAGACGGGUCGAUUGAGCUGGAAUUCCCCAUGUCGGUUCGUGGUGACGCGAAGCCAAUUUGUGAUUUGAAGUCCGAAGAUGGCACGGAAGUAUCCCACGUACUAGUCGUCGAGAUGAUCGUAGCGGAGGAGUUUUGUCCUACGAACAAGCCGAAUCAGAUUACGCCUACUGGUGCAGCAAGAGUGCUGAGGAUGCAUUUCAAUACUACACUUACACAACGAGCCGGUAUGGGUAUCUCGUGGGAUGAGGAACAGCCCCCCUUGUACGAGAAUGUCCCUGCUAGUCCUCCUGGUUAUGGUGGAAUGGUCGAGGAGUACAUCGGGUCUCCGAUCCCGGAUUACGAGGACUUGGAACCACUCGAUAACACUGCUGGCUCGUCUCUUACUGAGCAAUACAACUCUCUUCGCCUCUGA